AUGCCCUGUCGCAGAAUGCUGACCUCUGGCAAGACGGGAACGCCGGCUCGGCUUGUGUUGGGCAAGACGAGAGCGCCGAGUCGGCUUCGAUCGGGCAAGACGAGAGCGCCGGUUCACCUAGGGUCGGGGAAGUCGGGAGCGCCGGCACAGCUUGGGUCGGGCAAGACGGGAACGCCGGCUCGGCUUGUGUCGGCUUGUGCUGGGCAUCAGUCGGGCAAGACGGGAGCGCCGGCUCACUUAGGGUCGGGCAAGACGGGUGCGCCGGAACAGCUUGGGUCGGGCAAGACGGUAGCGCCGGCUGGGCAUCAGUCGGGCAAGACGGGAGCGCCGGCACAGCUUGGGUCGGGCAAGACGGGAACGCCGGCUCGGCUUGUGUCGGGCAAGACGGGAGCGCCGGCUGGGCAUCAGUCGGGCAAAACGGGAGCGCUGGCACAGCUUGGGUCGGGCAAGACGGUAGCGCCGGCUCACUUAGGGUCGGGCAAGACGGGUGCGCCGGCACAGCUUGGGUCGGGAAAGACGGUAGCGCCGGCUGGGCAUCAGUCGGGCAAGACGGUAGCGCCGGCUCGGCUUGUGUCGGGCAAGACGGGAGCGCCGGCUGGGCAUCAGUCGGGCAAGACGGGAGCGCUGGGCAAGACGGGAACGCCGGCUCGGCUUGUGUUGGGCAAGACGAGAGCGCCGAGUCGGCUUCGAUCGGGCAAGACGAGAGCGCCGGCUCACCUAGGGUCGGGGAAGUCGGGAGCGCCGGCACAGCUUGGGUCGGGCAAGACGGGAACGCCGGCUCGGCUUGUGUCGGCUUGUGCUGGGCAUCAGUCGGGCAAGACGGGAGCGCCGGCUCACUUAGGGUCGGGCAAGACGGGUGCGCCGGAACAGCUUGGGUCGGGCAAGACGGUAGCGCCGGCUCGGCUUGUGUCGGGCAAGACGGGAGCGCCGGAACAGCUUGGGUCGGGCAAGACGGGAACGCCGGCUCGGCUUGUGUCGGGCAAGACGGGAGCGCCGGCUGGGCAUCAGUCGGGCAAAACGGGAGCGCUGGCACAGCUUGGGUCGGGCAAGACGGUAGCGCCGGCUCACUUAGGGUCGGGCAAGACGGGUGCGCCGGCACAGCUUGGGUCGGGCAAGACGGUAGCGCCGGCUCGUCUUGUGUCGGGCAAGACGAGAUCGCCGGGUCGGCUUGGAUCGGGCAAGACGAGAGCGCCGGCUCGGCUUGUGUCGGGCAAGACGGGAACGCCGGCUCGGCUUGUGUCGGGCAAGACGGGAGCGCCGGCUGGGCAUCAGUCGGGCAAGACGGGAGCGCCGGCACAGCUUGGGUCGGGCAAGACGGGAACGCCGGGUCGGCUUGGAUUGGGCAAGACGGGAGCGCCGGCUGGGCAUCAGUCGGGCAAGACGGGAGCGCUGCUUGGGUCGGGCAAGACGGGAGCGCCGGCUCAGCCUGUGUCGGGCAAGACGGGAGCGCCGGGUCGGCUUGGAUCGGGCAAGACGAGAGCGCCGGCUCGGCUUGUGUCGGGCAAGACGGGAACGCCGGCUCGGCUUGUGUCGGGCAAGACGGGAGCGCCGGCUGGGCAUCAGUCGGGCAAGACGGGAGCGCCGGGUCGGCUUGGGUCGGGCAAGUCGGGAGCGCCGGCUCAUCUAGGGCUGACAAGACUUGGAUCGGGCAAGACGAGAGCGCCAGCUCGGCUUGUGUCGGGCAAGACGGGAACGCCGGCUCGGCUUGUGUCGGGCAAGACGGGAGCGCCGGCUGGGCAUCAGUCGGGCAAGAUCGGGCUCGGCUUCUGUCGGGCAAGACGGGAACGCCGGCUCGGCUUGUGUCGGGCAAGACGAGAGCGCCGGCUCGGCUUGUGUCGGGCAAGACGGGAACGCCGGCUCGGCUUGUGUCGGGCAAGACGGGAGCGCCGGCUGGGCAUCAGUCGGGCAAGACGGGAGCGCCGGGUCGGCUUGUGUCGGGCAAGUCGGGAGCGCCGGCUCACCUAG
Haliotis rufescens (red abalone) is the source of this 1965-nucleotide messenger RNA. RefSeq names its product collagen alpha-1(I) chain-like. Bases 1 to 1965 code for a protein of 654 amino acids. NCBI's taxonomy places the organism in Eukaryota, Metazoa, Mollusca, Gastropoda, Lepetellida, Haliotidae. The transcript is spliced from 4 exons. The record is from RefSeq and is a predicted model, not a curated record.